AUGCAGCUUCACUCAGCGCUCGUCGCGCUUGGCGCGACCGUCGUCGCGGCCGUGCAGCCAUUGGAGGUCAAGGGACGGGACUUUAUCAACCCCACGACCGGCAACCGCUUCCAGAUUGUUGGUGUCGCCUAUCAGCCGGGUGGUUCUGCGGGCUACGACAAGGAGGCCGGCCGCGACCCUCUCAGCGACCCGGAUAUCUGCAUGCGUGAUGCCGCCCUGCUGCAGAUUCUUGGCGUCAACACCAUCCGCGUCUACAAUGUGAACCCGGACGUCAACCACGACAAGUGUGCUAGCAUCUUCAACGCCGCCGGCAUGUAUAUGGUUCUCGACGUCAACUCGCCCCUUGUCGGCGACUCCCUGACCAGCUGGAACCCCUGGGAGUCGUACUAUGCCGCCUACCUCAACCGCACUUUUGCCGUUGUCGAAGCCUUCAAGGACUACCCCAACACCCUGGCCUUCUUUUCCGGCAACGAGGUCCUCAACAACGAGGAUACCGGCGCCACUGUUCCCCCCUACAUGCGCGCCGUCACUCGCGACAUCAAGAACUACGUCAAGAAGCACGUUAAGCGCCCCAUCCCGGUCGGCUACUCCGCCGCCGAUGUUCGCUCCAUCCUGUUCGACACGUACAACUACUUCCAGUGCUCCCUCGAUGGCGAUGACGGUGAUAUGAGCAUGGGCGACAUCUUCGCCCUCAACAGCUACAGCUGGUGCGGCGAGAGCAGCUUCGAGAAGGCCAAGUAUGACCAGCUGGUCAGCGGCCUCAAGGGCGCCACCGUGCCUGUCUUCUUCUCCGAGUACGGUUGCAACACACCCUCCCCGCGUGUCUUCACCGAGGUCGGCACCAUCUAUAGCUCCAAGAUGUCCGACGUCUUCUCCGGCGGCGUCGUCUACGAGUACACGCAGGAGGACAACAACUACGGCCUGGUCGACAUGAAGACCGACGGCUCCGCGAAGCUCAGGAGCGACUUCGUCUCCCUCAAGAACCAGUACAGCAAGCUUGACUUUGCCGAGAUCCAAGGCCAGAAGCCUGCCACGACCUCCAACGGCAAGCCCCCCGCCUGCGAGACCAAGCUCAUCACCACCAAGGGCUUCAACUCCAACUUCACCCUCCCCGUCCUGCCCCCCGGAGCCCAGGAGAUCAUCGACAACGGUGUCAAGCCCACCCCCAAGGGCAAGCUCGUCAAGAUCACCGACUGGAAGGUCAAGUACACCGUCAAGAACCCCGACGGCUCUACCAUCACCAACUUGUCCGUCAAGCCGCUGGCGGAUGACGACAUCAACAGCCCCGGCUCCAACACCGACUCCGGCACCGACACCAGCACCGCCGGCACCCAGACGUCUGAUGCCAGCACCGAUGGCACCAAGACCGAUGCGCCCACCCCCAGCGACAACGCUGCCGCCGGGUCCGUCGCUGCCGUCCUGCCCGCUGCCGUUCUGGGCGCCUUUGCCGUCCUGGCUGCCCUCUAA
This is a messenger RNA of Chaetomium globosum CBS 148.51, 1467 nucleotides long. RefSeq lists its product as uncharacterized. The record is from RefSeq and is a predicted model, not a curated record. Lineage: Eukaryota; Fungi; Ascomycota; Sordariomycetes; Sordariales; Chaetomiaceae. Gene Ontology annotation, cellular component: cytoplasm; fungal-type cell wall. Gene Ontology annotation, molecular function: 1,3-beta-glucanosyltransferase activity. Gene Ontology annotation, biological process: fungal-type cell wall (1->3)-beta-D-glucan biosynthetic process. The transcript is spliced from 2 exons. The coding region runs from base 1 to 1467 and encodes 488 amino acids.